AGAGAGGGUCGUCACUUCCUGUCACUAGGACUACAGUUUGUAGUCUCUCUCAGGGAGAGAGACUACAAACUGUAAUUAAAAAAAUCAGAGGUGGAGGUCAGGGGGUUAGGUCCAGAAGAAAACCUCUCUGGAGCCCACCCUGCAUCUCUACGUCUUGGAAGAGUCUGGAGUCCAGGCACCCUACAGCACCCCCCACAGCAAUCAUCCGUGCUCCCACCCCCACCCCGGCCUCUGGGAGGCUCUGAGGCAACAGUGGGGGCCUGUGGGGUGGGGUGGGAUUGAGAGACCAGCUGCAGAGACAUCUUUGUGACCCAGGAGCACCACUGGUCCCUCAUCUGCCACCGAGGCCAAGGAAGACCCAGAGACCUGCCUCACCAGUGCUGCCGUUGUGCUGAAAGACAACCAUGAAUGCUGAUUUUCUGCUGCCGUAUUAUACGGCCCAGAGUGGCUCCAGCAUGAGCAUGUUCAACACCACCAUGGGGAAACUGCAGCGACAACUGUACAAGGGGGAGUACGAUAUAUUCAAGUAUGCACCGAUAUUUGAGAGCGACUUUAUCCAGAUCACCAAAAGGGGAGAAGUGAUUGAUGUGCACAACCGUGUCCGUAUGGUGACCAUGGGCAUUGCACGUACCAGCCCCAUCCUCCCACUCCCAGAUGUCAUGCUACUGGCACGACCGGCCACCGGCUGCGAAGAGUAUGCUGGACAUGGCCAGGCCACCAAGAGAAAAAAACGCAAGGCAGCAAAGAACUUAGAGCUCACCAGGCUUCUGCCCCUGAGGUUUGUACGGAUCUCUGUUCAAGACCAUGAGAAACAACAGCUGCGCCUGAAGUUCGCCACUGGCAGAUCUUGCUAUCUGCAAUUGUGUCCCGCUCUUGACACACGGGAUGACCUCUUUGCCUAUUGGGAAAAACUAAUUUACCUCUUGCGGCCACCCAUGGAGAGUAACAGCAGUACCUGUGGCAUUCCAGCUGAAGACAUGAUGUGGAUGCCUGUGUUUCAGGAAGACAGGAGGAGCCUGGGAGCCGUGAACCUUCAAGGAAAGGGGGAUCAGGACCAGGUCAGCAUCCAAAGCCUCCACAUGGUCUCUGAGGUGUGUGGGGCCACCUCUGCUGCUUAUGCUGGAGGGGAGGGACUCCAAAAUGACUUUAACAAACCCACUAAUGUGCUCAAUGCAUCCAUCCCCAAAACAUCUACAGAACUUGCUGAGGAGCCAGCAACAGGGGGGAUUAAAGAGGCAGCAGCAGCAGGGGCAGCUGCAGGGGCAGCAACAGGCACCGUAGCAGGUGCCUUGAGUGUGGCAGCAGCCAAUUCUGCCCCUGGACAGGUGAGCGCAGCCAUAGCUGGGGCGGCCACCAUCGGUGCAGGAGGAAACAAAGGCAACAUGGCCCUUGCAGGCACUGCCAGCAUGGCUCCAAACAGCACGAAGGUGGCUGUGGCAGGGGCUGCAGGCAAGUCCUCAGAGCAUGUUUCCAGCGCAUCCAUGAGCCUUUCCCGAGAGGGCAGUGUGAGCCUGGCCAUUGCAGGAGUAGUACUGACCAGCAGGACAGCUGCAGAAGCAGACAUGGAUGCAGCAGCGGGACCUCCCGUCUCCACCCGGCAGAGCAAGAGCAGCCUGAGUGGACAGCAUGGAAGGGAGCGAACCCAGGCCAGCGCUGAAGGCUGCAAGGAGGGGAGGGAAAGAAGGGAAAAGGACAGGGCUCUCGGAAGGAGUUCCCAUCGCCGCAGGACAGGUGAAAGCCGCCACAAAACAAGGGGAGACAAGAUUGCCCAAAAGUCCUCCAGCAGGUCCUCAUUCAGCCACAGAGCCAAUAGAGAUGACAAAAAGGAGAAAGGCUGUGGCAACCCGGGGAGCAGCAGGCACAGGGACUCGCAUAAAGGUGUCAGCCACACGCCCAUCUCAAAGGAGUCCAGGACCUCUCACAAAUCUGGGAGGAGCUUAUGGACCACCAGUUCCGGUUCCAGCAAGGGACUUGGCAGGGUCAGCUCUUUCCUGAGGAACGUCAGAGCCAACCUUACUACAAAAGUAGUGGGCACACCACAUGGCAGAGAUGUGAACGUCAUGGCUAAGAUGGCGGAGAGGAGCACCAACGUGGCCAUCGCCGAGACAGCAGAGGGUGGCCAGGGGCUGGAGACGGUUGGUUCUAUGACACCGGACAUCAUGGAGACAGUGACCUUUGAAGCCCAUUAAAUAAGACCCAGAGCUGGAAGCUGCAAAGGAGCCCAGAGCUCAUGGGAGUGUCCCUGGAAAGCCUAUUCCAGCGUUCUUUACUGCCGUUUAAAUAAAGAAUCAUACAUCUGAAA
Messenger RNA from Homo sapiens (human), 2302 nucleotides. RefSeq names its product golgi associated RAB2 interactor family member 4 (gene GARIN4). Gene Ontology annotation, cellular component: Golgi apparatus; sperm head. Bases 405 to 2189 code for a protein of 594 amino acids. The record is from RefSeq and is marked reviewed. Lineage: Eukaryota; Metazoa; Chordata; Mammalia; Primates; Hominidae. The transcript has a single exon.